AUGGAAGCGUCCGAAAGACAACAUCUGGAAAGUUUCCUGCUGUUGAAUUCACCUGCUUUAAAAUUGAAACAAAAACUCUUUGACUUAUUGACAAUUGUGGAAACUCAGCGUGACACUGCUGACUGGCCCAAAUAUCUAAGCACAUUUGGUCUCUGUGCCUCCGAAUUGGUUGAAAUUCGGAAGUUUCUAGAAUCUGAGAGGUUUGCUUUAGCUCAGUCGAUGAUUCUCACACCACAGGUUUUGAGUACGGAGGCGGAACCAAACCUAGCCAAGGCGACUGAGGAUCGUCUGCUUAUGUUCAACCAGGAUGCGACACCCCUGUAUCUUCGGACAAAAUUGGACCCACAGGUUGGUCCUUACUCCCCCAUCCUAUAUCCGCCCAAAACCCCUAAUACAGUUUGUGUUACUGCUCUAUCCGCGGCUCUCGUAGAAGCUUUGCGGGCGGCCGUGGACGCGCGGGCGGCAUCGCUACGCACUUCCCUUGCGGUUUCGCCAGAACAUGCGCUGGUGUUGCAUGAAAAGCUCGUUGUAACACUGCUGGAUGAUGUGCACCUACUGAAGCAGGAAAUGGACCAAGACCAAGAGAAAUUGGCCACUAUCAGGUCGGCAGCAAACCAAGACGAUCUUUUCAGUCUAGCGGCCACCAUGGCCGUCGGCAGGGAUUACGCAAUGAGAAUGAAACCCGAUGGACCCAAAUAG
This is a messenger RNA of Echinococcus granulosus, 699 nucleotides long. Its product is annotated as Mediator of RNA polymerase II transcription subunit. Gene Ontology annotation, cellular component: mediator complex; core mediator complex. The record is from RefSeq and is a predicted model, not a curated record. Gene Ontology annotation, biological process: regulation of transcription by RNA polymerase II. Gene Ontology annotation, molecular function: RNA polymerase II cis-regulatory region sequence-specific DNA binding; transcription coregulator activity. The transcript has 3 exons. The coding region runs from base 1 to 699 and encodes 232 amino acids. Lineage: Eukaryota; Metazoa; Platyhelminthes; Cestoda; Cyclophyllidea; Taeniidae.